AUGACUGGAAACAACCAAACUUUGAUCUUGGAGUUCAUCCUCCUGGGUUUGCCCAUCCCAUCAGAUUAUGAGCUCCUGUUCUUUGCCCUGUUCCUGGCCAUGUACCUCACCACUCUCCUGGGAAACCUGCUAAUCAUUCUUCUUGUUCAACUAGACUCCCAUCUCCACACACCCAUGUACUCGUUUCUCAGCAAUUUGUCCUUCUCUGACCUCUGCUUUUCCUCUGUCACAAUGCCCAAGUUGCUGCGGAACAUGCAGAGCCAAGUACCAUCUAUAUCCUAUGCAAGUUGCCUGACACAGCUGUAUUUCUUUCUGGUUUUUGGAGACAUGGAGAGCUUCCUUCUUGUGGUCAUGGCCUAUGACCGCUAUGUGGCCAUCUGCUUUCCAUUGCAUUACACCAGCAUCAUGAACACCAAGCUCUGUGCUUCAUUAGUGAUACUACUGUGGAUGUUGACUACAUUCCAUGCCAUGCUGCAUACCCUACUCACAGCUAGAUUGUCUUUUUGUGAGAAGAAUGUGAUUCUUCACUUUUUCUGUGACCUACCAGCUCUUCUGAAGUUGUCCUGCUCAGACACUUAUGUUAAUGAGUUGAUGAUAUUUAUCCUGGGAGGGACCAUCACUAUUAUUCCAUUCCUACUCAUUGUUAUGUCCUAUGUAAGGAUUUUCUUCUCCAUUCUCAAUGUCCCAUCUACUCAGGGCAUUUACAAGGUCUUCUCCACCUGUGGCUCCCAUCUGUCUGUGGUGUCUCUGUUCUAUGGGACAAUUAUUGGUCUUUAAUUAUGUCCAUCAAAUAACAAUUCUACCAUGAAGGAAACUGCCACGGCUAUGAUGUAUACAUUGGUGACUCCCAUGCUGAACCCCUUCAUCUACAGCCUGAGGAACAGAGACAUUAAGAGGGCCCUAAUAAGAGUUAUCUGUAGUAAGAAAAUUUCUCUGUAA
This is a messenger RNA of Grammomys surdaster, 939 nucleotides long. Its product is annotated as olfactory receptor 1500-like. Gene Ontology annotation, cellular component: membrane. The record is from RefSeq and is a predicted model, not a curated record. Gene Ontology annotation, biological process: G protein-coupled receptor signaling pathway. The transcript has a single exon. Gene Ontology annotation, molecular function: G protein-coupled receptor activity; olfactory receptor activity. NCBI's taxonomy places the organism in Eukaryota, Metazoa, Chordata, Mammalia, Rodentia, Muridae.